UUAAUACUAAUGCAUACGCAAAGAAAAGAUAACAGAUGAGGUGAUAAAAGGGAUUGGCGUCCGUUAAUUGAUCCAUUCUACAAGUGUGGAUGAAGUAAACGUGACAAUGAAGGUUGUCUGUGUAAUUUCAAUGCUUAUAGCAUGUUGCCAUGGGGCAGUGGUGAACAGACGGGCAGCAGUCUGUGGACAAUUCUGCCCGGAAAACUAUAGCCCUGUAUGUGGAUCAAACGGCCGGACUUACUCAAACCUUUGUUUCUUCAACAUCGCCCACUGUCACGACAACACAUUGACUCACACGUCUGGAGCCUGCGGCAUCGCCGCCACCGUUAGCAAUCUGCCAUGCCCCGCCCUCGCGUGCAUAGCCUUGUACGAUCCCGUCUGUGGUACCGACGGAAAAACAUACAGCAACUCCUGCAUGCUACACAACACCCAUUGCCACGGUGAGGUGAGCAUUGCUCACGAAGGACCCUGUAUCGGAGAUCUUGUCGUUAGUUAGAUGUUCAUGUAUAGGUGCACCGGCCACCUGGACGACGUAACAUAAUAUAUUGUCGUGUUUUCAUCGUUUGAUUGUUUCCAUAUGUUUACUAAAAAUAAAAGAAAGUUUAUUUUUA
Molecule: messenger RNA, 611 nt
Organism: Dreissena polymorpha
Lineage: Eukaryota; Metazoa; Mollusca; Bivalvia; Myida; Dreissenidae
Product: four-domain proteases inhibitor-like
Exons: 4
Coding region: 107-496 (129 amino acids)
Biological process (GO): cell differentiation; multicellular organism development
Molecular function (GO): protein binding
Source: RefSeq, a predicted model, not a curated record